CGGAAGUGGCCGGCGGGCGGGCGCGCGCGGGCGGGGCGCAGACGUUCGUCAUUUCGUGCGGGAGGGAGCGCGAGCGCGGUGCGGUCGAGUCUCGGUGUCCCAGACCAGCCAGAGGUGAGCAUGGCCGAGCAGGAGCCCACAGCUGAGCAGCUGGCACAGAUCGCGGCCGAGAACGAGGAGGACGAGCACUCGGUCAGCUACAAGCCCCCGGCCCAGAAGAGCAUCCAGGAGAUCCAGGAGCUGGACAAGGACGAUGAGAGCCUGCGCAAGUACAAGGAGGCCCUGCUGGGCCGAGUGGCCGUUUCGGCUGACCCCAACGUCCCCAACGUCAUUGUGACCCGCCUGACCCUGGUGUGUAGCAGCGCCCCGGGCCCCCUGGAGCUGGACCUGACAGGUGACCUGGAGGCCUUCAAGAAGCAGUCCUUUGUGCUGAAGGAGGGUGUGGAAUACCGGAUAAAGAUCUCUUUCCGGGUGAACCGAGAGAUCGUGUCCGGCAUGAAGUAUAUCCAGCACACCUACCGGAAAGGCGUCAAGAUUGACAAGACCGACUACAUGGUGGGCAGCUACGGGCCCCGGGCCGAGGAGUACGAGUUCCUCACCCCCAUGGAGGAGGCACCCAAGGGCAUGCUGGCUCGCGGCAGCUACAACAUCAAGUCCCGCUUCACAGACGACGACAAGACGGACCACCUGUCCUGGGAGUGGAACCUCACCAUCAAAAAGGAUUGGAAGGACUGAGCCUGGCCCGGGAGGCGGGCAGGGCGGACAGACGGAGGGAUGUGUGCGCCCCACCCCCACCCCCACCGACCCC
Pteronotus mesoamericanus is the source of this 808-nucleotide messenger RNA. It is a transcript of the gene ARHGDIA, whose product is annotated as Rho GDP dissociation inhibitor alpha. The coding region runs from base 121 to 735 and encodes 204 amino acids. The record is from RefSeq and is a predicted model, not a curated record. Lineage: Eukaryota; Metazoa; Chordata; Mammalia; Chiroptera; Mormoopidae. Gene Ontology annotation, biological process: Rho protein signal transduction. Gene Ontology annotation, cellular component: cytoplasm; cytosol; membrane. The transcript has 6 exons. Gene Ontology annotation, molecular function: Rho GDP-dissociation inhibitor activity; protein binding.